UAAAAUAAUUCAAGAUAGAUAAAUGAGAGAGAGAAGAGUUGUUGGUGGUGGAUGACGGUGCAACGCGUUCCUUUCUUUUUUUGUCAAACUUCUCGAACCUUCCAUCGUUGAAACUCGCCGGAACGGAAAUUCGAUCUCCGAUCGUCGGAAUCAAGACGUAGUUAUUCGUUCUAGAUUCGAUCGCCGGUGGCGUUUUGCGUUUAUCGGCGAUGGAGAAAAUGAACGGAACUGAAAACAAUGGAGUGUUUAACAGCACGGAGAUGGAGUACAUCAGAAGACAUCACAAUCAACAGCCAGGAGAGAAUCAGUGUUCUUCUGCACUUGUUAAGCAUAUCAGAGCUCCUGUUCCUCUUGUAUGGUCUUUGGUGAGGAGGUUUGAUCAGCCGCAGAAAUAUAAACCAUUCGUGAGCAGGUGUGUGGUGAGGGGAAACCUUGAGAUUGGGAGUUUAAGAGAAGUUGAUGUUAAGUCAGGGCUUCCGGCUACAACUAGUACUGAAAGAUUGGAGGUCCUUGAUGACAAUGAGCAUAUUCUAAGCAUCAGGAUUAUUGGUGGUGAUCAUAGGCUUAGGAACUACUCAUCUAUCAUGUCCCUCCAUCCAGAAAUUAUUGAUGGAAGACCAGGAACCCUGGUAAUUGAAUCUUUUGUGGUAGAUGUACCAGAGGGGAAUACCAAGGAUGAGACCUGCUACUUCGUUGAAGCCUUAAUUAAGUGCAAUCUCAAAUCACUUUCAGAUGUCUCAGAAGGACAUGCUGUGCAGGACCUCACUGAACCACUUGAUCGGAUGCAUGAGUUGUUGAUAAGUGGCUGAAAACUUUCUGCCACGGAUGAAGCUUCAGGGGCUUUCCGAUCUUGGAGGCUUAGGAGACGGACUGGCAAGUGGAAAUAGUGUCUGUUUCAUAUGUUAUAGACUUGUAGCAUUUGCUUAUUUGGUCUGCUUUAUUAAUUUCUCUGUUAUAUAUGCUGGUUUCUCUCUUUGGUAGUGUUAAAGAACAGAAUAUUUUAGACAGGUGUCUGAAUCCAGUACAGUAAAAGGUGAAGAAGGAGCAUUUGCUUCAGUGUGAUCUUCAUGUCAUGUUCUUUCUGUAUAUAGGUGCUGGUGAAAGUUGGUCUGUAAAAUUGUUUUGAUUAGUUGCAGUAAAAUUCCAUCAUUUAGCUGAGGAUACUUAUAUAUAAACAGAUCUCAGACUUCUUUGUUUCAUUAUCUAGCAGCAUUAUUAUAA
Molecule: messenger RNA, 1221 nt
Organism: Medicago truncatula (barrel medic)
Lineage: Eukaryota; Viridiplantae; Streptophyta; Magnoliopsida; Fabales; Fabaceae
Product: abscisic acid receptor PYL8
Exons: 3
Coding region: 210-809 (199 amino acids)
Biological process (GO): abscisic acid-activated signaling pathway
Cellular component (GO): nucleus; cytoplasm
Molecular function (GO): abscisic acid binding; signaling receptor activity; protein phosphatase inhibitor activity
Source: RefSeq, a predicted model, not a curated record